AUGGAAUUUUCAUUCGGCAUCGGCGACGCUUUCAUCAUGUCCAAGCUGGCGUGGAACGUAGCACAGGUUCUAACGAAGGGCCGCAAGUCAGCACCAAGAGAAUUCCAUGAAUUAGAAGACCAGCUGUAUUCUCUGGUCGCUGCUCUAACAGCCUUGAAAAAUUCGUUUGACAAUCAGGACAGCCCCAACUCAGAGGGAGGCAGCUUCGCCCCCCAAACUGAUCUUCUCGAAGAAGAAGCCCUUGGUGAGACUUUGAAAAAAGUUCUGACGAGUUGCGGCAGGACAUUGAAGCACUUAGAGGAAACAUUGAAGAAAUAUGGUGCCAUGGUCCAGCCAUAUGAUGUGGAUGGGACAACAAUGAGCAAAUGGGCAAAGGUGUUGGCCAAAGACUACAAAAAGAUCGCCUGGACAACAGAAAAGGGAAAUCUAGACUCAUUGAGGAGUCAAAUUACGAUUCACACCAACAGCUUAGAUUUGAUUAUCGGGGUGAUCAGCAACUCUCGCACAAAGCGCAUUGAAAGAGUCCUACACGAGAACUCUCAUAUGAUGAAAGAGAUAUAUGACUGGUUCAACGAAAGCAUGAAGAAUACUGAUAUCGAGGUCCACGGAAUGACCCAUCAUCCACUGGCGACAUCCAACCCAGCUCCUCCGCCAACUACCUUCGAAGUUUGCCUCAGCCAAGAUACGGGUGAAACAAGACUGAUUUGUUCUCGCGCAAGCCUCCAUGAACACUGGAGUUCAGGGGUUUCAAAAGAAAAUUUAGAUGAUCAAUAUCCCUUGUUCACCUGUCAUUGCAGCUUAUCACCAGGAGCGACUCAAGGCGACCAUUCCUCCGCGCUCUCUAUAUAUGCAUUUUCUCCAUUCACAUUCCCUUUCAGCCUCCUUGGGCCGCAGAAAUCAUGGAUGCUGUACAAGGUUGCUGAUACUUUGCAUAACACAAUGGUGGCAAUCAUCAUCCGGAACGCAGCAUUGACCUACAUACAAGAGUUUGAGCAGACAUUUAUUCGUACACUUUCUGAAGCCAAAGCAGAGCUCAUGUUUUCGCGAAGUAUGAACAACAUGCUCGCUCAUAUCGAGCCACAUACGCAACAAGCUUACGUAUUGAACUUACGAGGCAACGUAAGCAGCGCAGGAGAGGACUUUGAAUCCAUUACGUUUACUUUAGGGACUAGGACCUACAAGAGGAGUAUGAUCAAGGGCGUCGACCUUCUACACUACAGAGCUGUGAAACCUGAAUUCGGCUCGCCCUCAAGCACUACUGAAGUGCAAAAUCCGUUUUGUGACUAUGCCGAAAUCCUUCUGUUCUAUGAUGAGACGGAGGACACGACACUUGGAGACAUCUCACGCAAUCUUCUUCAAGUGAGAAGCAAUACGUCCAUGUCGUUCUCCGAGCAAGAGGCCCAGGUCACAAUUCGAAAAAUCAAGUGUCUAGGGUACUCCAACGAAGCUUGUACCAGCACAAUCGAAAGUGUUGAUGUUAAUCUGCAAUUUGCUAGAACAGAAACCGCGAGAGACUUCUAUGACAAACUCGAGGCCAUGCGCUUGGAACUUUUUGCCCUCAGCCUAGAGUACCCGCAGAAAGAAGAGAAUGUUGUUUUGCAUCUGUAA
Molecule: messenger RNA, 1608 nt
Organism: Clonostachys rhizophaga
Lineage: Eukaryota; Fungi; Ascomycota; Sordariomycetes; Hypocreales; Bionectriaceae
Source: the annotation of a GenBank genome assembly